Macaca mulatta (Rhesus monkey) is the source of this 6169-nucleotide messenger RNA. The record is from RefSeq and is a predicted model, not a curated record. NCBI's taxonomy places the organism in Eukaryota, Metazoa, Chordata, Mammalia, Primates, Cercopithecidae.
UUUUUAAGCAAAAGGAACAACUAAAACCAGAACUUUAAGGUGAAAAGUUAUUUAGAGAGAAUAGAGUAAAACAAGCAUAGUUUAGGCUUUGAGCCAUGGGAGGAAAGCUGGAUAGAUUAUAGGAUUUAAGCAAAUAAACGAAUGAUAAUGAUAAUCAGCCUGUAGGUGAGGAAACUAAGACCACUGGAGCACAUCAUAGCUAAUUUGUGAUAGAGGUACAACUAAAGACCAGACUUAAUGUUUAAAUCCAUUCAUUCCUCCUGCAAGCAGUUAUUGUACAUAGAGGCAGAGCUGGGCUUCUCAUGACUUUCUAUUCUGCUGCCUGAAUCUAUUCUUGGAGAAUUAUAAUGCCAGAUUGGAAUUUUAAGCUUAUCUCAUGGGCAGUGACAAAUCACCAAUAGAUUGUAAAAUUAUCCUGAAUUGCUCAGAUUUGUGUUUAGGACCAAUUCUGAGUGCCACAGUGUUUGGAUGGAUCAUAGAGGUAAGAAUGGAGUUAAGGAGAUCCAUUCUGAAAUUAAAGGGAUAGUGUGAUAUACCCAGGUAAGAUAAAAGGGUAUGAUGUAGGAGAGGGACAAUAGGACUUAUCUGAAAAAUAUGUAGGAGGUGGAAUAAUAGCAAUAGCAUAUAUUUAUAAUUUACCCACAUUAGUUCAUCUUAUCCUCAAAACUACCUUAUGAAACAGUUACUGUUAAUAUUAUUUUAUUUAAUAAGUGUGAAAACUAAGGCCUUGCAAGCCUAUGGCUUCACCCAGGGAGGGGUAGGAUCAGCCACCUUAACUCUAGAGCCCAUUCUCCUAACCACUGAGCCAUGAUUGUCUUGCAGUUUUGAUACUGCAAAACUGGAAGAAUUGUCUGGCUAUUAUCUAAGCUGUUCAUAAGCUGAACAAGUAGAUCUGAGGGUAAGAGGAGUUUUGUCUUAAUUAGACUGAGUUUCAAAUAGUGAGAGAUGUUUCAGACUAUAGAGGGGGAAAAAUGGCCUGGGAAGCUCAUAAAUCUAAGCCUGUUUCAUUGAUGUUUUUGUCAUUUGCAUCCUGUAGCUAUUCAGCAAAUACCUAUGGCAAAAAGGAUGUAAGUUAUGGGUAUAACUGAAAUAAUCCUGGGUUUAAAGCAAAGCUCUGAUAAAUACGGAAGAUGUUUCUCCGGGUGCCAGAAGAUAUGUUGAAGUUUGAGCUCAGACUGACCAAAUGCUAGUUAUGAGGUUGUUCUCCACUCACAUCUUUUAAUCUUGAAGACUAGAAAAUAUAACUGGAUCUACCAUUUGUUUGGAAAAUUUCUCUACCAAGCAAUAAAUUACCCGCUGUGCUGUUGUAGUGUAGAAGUUUUUGAGUUCUCCAAAUCUAAACAAGAUUUUCUUCCAUUUUCCCAUGAAGCUACAUUGUUGCUUAUUCACUUUAGUGGCAAGUAUUAUUGUGCCAGCUGCUUUUGCUUUGGAAGAUGUGGACUUCAACCAAAUGGUUUCACUGGAAGCAAAUCGUAGUUCUUACAAUGCAUCCUUUCCCUCAAGCUUUGAACUCUCAGCAAGUUCCCACUCGGAUGAUGAUGUCAUCAUAGCCAAAGAGGGAACUAGCGUUUCAAUUGAGUGUCUUCUCACAGCCAGUCACUAUGAAGAUGUCCAUUGGCACAAUUCAAAAGGACAGCAACUGGAUGGCAGAGGCAGAGGUGGAAAGUGGUUGGUUUCUGAUAACUUCCUAAACAUCACCAAUGUAGCUUUUGAUGACCGUGGGCUCUAUACCUGUUUUGUCACCUCUCCAAUUCGUGCCUCCUACUCUGUCACCCUACGUGUUAUCUUCACCUCGGGAGACAUGAGUGUCUAUUACAUGAUUGUUUGCUUGAUUGCCUUUACAAUCACACUCAUCUUGAAUGUCACACGGCUGUGCAUGAUGAGCAGCCAUCUUCGCAAGACUGAGAAGGCCAUCAAUGAGUUCUUUAGAACUGAAGGGGCUGAGAAACUUCAGAAGGCCUUUGAGAUUGCAAAGCGUAUCCCCAUCAUUACCUCAGCCAAAACUCUGGAGCUCGCCAAAGUCACACAAUUUAAGACCAUGGAGUUUGCUCGUUAUAUUGAAGAACUGGCAAGAAGUGUCCCUCUUCCACCUCUUAUUCUAAACUGUCGAGCCUUUGUUGAGGAGAUGUUUGAGGCUGUGCGAGUGGAUGACCCUGAUGACCUGGGUGAAAGAAUUAAAGAGAGACCUGCCCUGAAUGCUCAAGGUGGCAUCUAUGUCAUUAACCCAGAGAUGGGACGGAGUAAUUCACCAGGAGGAGAUUCAGAUGAUGGCUCUCUGAAUGAACAAGGCCAGGAAAUAGCAGUUCAGGUUUCUGUCCACCUUCAAUCAGAAACCAAAAGUAUUGAUACAGAGUCUCAAGGCAGCAGUCAUUUCAGUCCGCCUGAUGAUAUGGGAUCUGCAGAAUCUAACUCUAACUACAAAGAUGGGGCAUAUGAAAACUGUCAGCUAUAACCUACAGUGCUGUAACCCAGUACCUACAAAAUCAGCUCUCAGAAAAGGAACCUGUUUCUUAGAAGAAGUAACAUUUUGCCAAAAGUUUUGGGGGUUUCCCUUUGUUAAUAUUAAGCACUUCAGAACGUGAAUUGCCAAAGUCUUCAUUAGAAGGCAGCGUUUUUCCUAUCUGAUACUUUUCAGUCAUUUUCCUUAGAGCUUGAUUAAAUUCUGCAUGCUAAGAUUUAAAGAAGCCCCAGAUAAAUAUGAUGGGAAAAGCACUGAACUAAGAGUCCCAUGGUUUCUCUUCUGAUCACAGUUCUUCCAUUGGUUGGAUCUAAUACUUAUCUUGGGACUUCAGUUUUUCUAUCAAUAAGAUGAGGGAUUAGGUGAGAUCUGAGGUGGUUUCUAGCUCUAUAGCUUCUUAAUUCAUCACCUUUAAAUUACCAGAAUCUUCACUCAUCUCUAAGUAAACCUUUCCCUGGGCUUUUACUCCCUUCUUUUGGAAAAGAUUAAGCUGAGAUCUAAAUUUCCACACCAAUGUCAUAAUGCACAGAGGUUUUUGAUAAACAUUUGGGUGUUUUUCAGAUGUUUUGCCAUGUGGAGCGUAUGAUGAUAUGUGCAAGGGUGAAUCUGUUCAAUGUAGCACAUGUCUGUAUGGUUAUACAGAUGUCAGGGAGCUAACUGCUCAUUUGUAAACUACUUUCCAUGAGUAAAUUGGCCCUUGUUGGGGGUGUAUCAUCUUUUUAACUUACUGAGACAUCAUUUUAGUUCAUUGAGGUUGGCAGGGAUUUCCCAACUGAUCUUCCAAAGUGAGCAGUUUAUUUCUAAGGAAUAACGUCUUUGAUGCUUUUAGAAUAAGAACAGUGUCAAAUCAUCUGUCUUCUGGAAACUCAUGGAUUUUGAUAUUUCUUUUAAUAGAAUUUCUCAGGCUUUCCCUUUUUAAAAGUUUUGGACUCUACAAAUAGGUUCUAUAUUUGGGAUCUCAUCCUAGGAGAAAACCCAGAACUGGAUUCCUCCUAAGACCUCUGUCAACCCUCCUGCCUCUGUGGUCUUAAGUAUGGUGCUAUAGGUUGCAUGCCUCUUUGUCGCGUUUGUUUGGUUAAUAUUUUGUUGUUGAGGUUUUUAUUUUUGUUUACUUCAGAUACAUAAUUCUGAGCUAUGGCUGCUUUUGUAGCCUUUCCGAGAAGCACUAACCUGAAAUAAGAUUGGAUAAUUGUGAGGGUGUGUUACUAUGUUAAAAUACACACACAACUGAUCUAGACAUCAAGAGGAAGAAAAAUGAUGGAUGAUGCCACCUGGUUCAACUGUAUAUAAUAAACACUUAAGAUGACAUUUCUUGCCUGGCUGAGAUCUGAUAUAAUGGAAUUGUAAAUACUCUUCAGAACAAUUUCUUCAGCUACAGGAAGCAUGGUGCCAUAUAAUUUUAAGAACUUGGCAGUGGAGCUCCAUUUGGGGCUUCACGUUUCUUCAUUUGACUUCUGAUUAUUGAAGCAUUACUUCAGCUACAGGCUCCUGAGGGAAAUGUUCAGAGGAGCUUUUAUCAGGAUUUUAAUUUAAGGUUUCAAACAGAGAAAGACAGGAAAUUCAAAGUGUGACCAGAUAAAACUCAUGCCUCCCUUUGUCCAGGCUUAUCAGAAGUAAUACAUCUGCUCUGAAUAACAUGAAUGAAUCAAUGUGCAGUUUUAUCAGAUGGCAUCAUGGAUAAAGAUGAUAAUGCUGCCUUUUCUGUCUCUCAGGCUGUUUCCAUGGGAACCUCUAGAGCCAAAUAAAAGCUAACCAAUCAUUUAGCCAAAGCUUGCCUUGGCUCAUAGACUGGUAUUUCUUUAAGGAAAAUUGUUUUUAUAUAUUUGGCUAUGAGAGCAAAGGCUCUUGAACAUAUCCUAGAUUAUGGAACACAUUUUUCCCUUCCCACAAUGCUUCUCUUGAAAAAUUAAAUUUUUUUUCUGUCCACCCAGACUGGAGUGCAGUGGCAAGAUCAUAGCUCACUGCAGCCUCCAACUCCUGGGGUCAAGGGAUCCUCCUGCUUCAGGCGCCCAAGCAGCUAGGACUACAGGUGUGUACCACCUUUUCUGACUAAUUUUUGUUAUUUUUUGUAGAGAUGGGGGUCUCACUUUGUUGCCCAUGCUGACCUUGAACUUGUGGCUUCAAAUGAUCCUCAUGCCUCACCUCCCAAAGUGUUGAGAUUACAGGCAUGAGCCACUGUACCUGGCCAAAAGAAAUUUUAAAUCCCUUGUCUGGGGUCAGUCUUCUAAACAUCCCUCAGAUUUCAGAUAGUACUUUCAACCCUGUCCUAACAGAGCAGGUUUGCAGUAAUCUCUUAGAAUAUAGCUUGUCAGAUUAGAGAAUGGUUUUACCCCACCUGUUCUCAUAGGAGACGUUAUUAUUUGGAACCUUAAGGUAGACAUGUUUAAAAUCAAAGUCCUAAGAAACAACUUUGGAAAAAUGGAGGAAAUGUUUUUAAAAUCUGUAAGUUUGCAUAAUACUGUAUAGUAACUAAAUGCAGGCUACGCCAUUGUAUCCUGGUUAUUUUAGAAACAUAGAGGUGGCCUAAUUUGGUGGCCAAAGUAACUGGUUUACUUUGAGUGUACCAGCUUAUGGUGCCAUUGAUGAGGAAUUAAAGUAGGUCAAAAUUUAAUUGGAGUUGAUAUUACUUCAUAAAGCUAGUUUUCAAGAGGAAGAAAACCACACUUACUAAUAUUUUCUGUAUCUAAUCAAAUACUCUUCACAUAUAAUUAAGCCUCAUGUUAUCUUUUUGUAAAAUCCUUAACCUUUUGAACUUCAACUACAGUCUAAAAGUCUUGAUGGUAACUAUAGUGUAAUUAUCUUUUUGUCUCAUUGUAUUUUAUAGUUAGUGGAAAAUGCCUUUACAAAAUGUAUUUAAAAUAACUCUGUCAUCUCAUUUGUAAAUUUUGUCAUGUAUUGUAAUAUAGUGAACAUUAUUGUCCUUAUGAAAUGGUAGCUUUGUGAAAUACAUUCACCAAAAAUCAACAUUUGAACAUCUUUAUGAUUCCUUACCAGCUGAAGCCAGAUAGACAGGUAUCAAUUGAGCUGAUGCCCCACUUGAGUUUAUAGGCUGUUUGAUAACUGCCUGUCCUCCAAAUUGUGUAGGUAUACGUUAUGAUGGUUUAAUUCUUCAGUAAGGGCCAGCACACAUUUGUAUUUUCUACCAAUUACCUUGAUAGAAAUAUCUUGGAAAUUGCUGACCUGGGAUGGUUUUGAGAAGACUCCUGGCUUCUUUUUUGCCUCACUUAACAAAUAUCUUAAGGUCAAAGCAAUAUCUGUGCACGGCUUUCCUUUUGCUCUUCCAGACACGUGAGCCUGUUGGUAUAGUCCUCUUCACCCUCUGCAUGUAGCUUCACCCUAGAUAGACUUUUGUCUCUUGGGUCCCAGAUGGCACAGGAGCACUGCAUGCUUGUUUUCUAGAGCCCAGCCAGUCAUGGGUGCUAGCCUCGUCUCCACACACCAGCAAGUAGAACCCAAGUGUAUUGCAUAAAUACUUCCUGAGUACCAGUAAGAGAAUGCAUUCUUUUCUCAUCUAGGGCAGGAAUGUUGAAAAUGCUCAGCCUUACAUAGAAACUCCUAGAUUUUCAUUAAUGCAUUUCACAAAAGUAAGUAUUUCAUAUGAUUCAGAUGAUGUUUAAAUUGUUGGCAUUUUAAUAAAUACUUGCAUUAUAAUUUUGUCUCUUUUUUAAAAAAACUCAUACUUGAAUAUAAUUUAUUAAACGUUCAAUGGAG